UUAGUGCUGUGUGUCUCUGGGAGAUGUGUUAGUGCUGUGUGUCUCUGGGAGAUGUGUUAGUGCUGUGUGUCUCUAGGACAUGAGGAGGCUGGUGCCACUGCCCUGGGUGCUUGUCCUGCUGCUGCCUUACGGUUGGGUGGAUGGAGCACCUCAAGCAAAGGUCACAGCAGUGGAAUUGAAGGAUGUGACUGUGACUCAGACCCCUGCAGAGGUGAAUGAUGGCUCCGACCUUGUCAACCUGACGUGUGAUGCAUCACAGGGGCAAGGAAAUGCGACGUGGAGAUGGAGCAAGGGGGAUUUCAGUACAAUCAGCAGAUUAUUGGAUGGAAAUACAACUCUUCAGAUUAAUCAACCCAACAAGACGCACAAUGGGAAAUACUUGUGCAUUAUGAGCAACGGAGUUGACUCAGACUGGGGGCAACACAUACUCUAUGUGUAUUACAAAGUAGAGAAUGUGACGGUGACUCCAUCCUCCAAGGAAGUGAUUGAAGGUUCGACUACAUCUCUCAACCUGACCUGUAAUUCUUCUGCGGUGUGGGAAGGAUCCAUUACUUGGCUGUGGGAGGGGAAACCUUUGAAUACUGCGAAUACCUCUUACAGCUUGUUGGAUGGAAAUCAAACCGUGCAGAUUAAUCAGCCCAGUAGGACACACAAUGGAAAUUACAGAUGUGUUAUAGCCAACCCGGCCAGCAGUGGGCUAGGAGAAUUCACACUAAGAGUAUCCGCCCCUCUUAGUCCUGGAGCCAUAGCUGGAAUUGUCAUUGGCUCUGUGCUGGGAGCAUUGCUGAUCAUUUGUCUCAUUGUGUUGAUCGUUUGCUGCAUACGGAAGAGAAAAGGUGGAAAAAGAAAGAGUCCAUCAGGACCAAAGCAUAAGAAUGUUCUUAGCACAGUGUCGGGUCAAGAGAAACAGAACUCCCAUGGUGCACCACACAUCGGCUAUGCUUGCUGGGACGAAACAAAUCAGUCUUCUGGUGGUAUGGGCAACAAGUCAAGUCUCCACAACAACACACCAGUCGUAACCCAGAAACCAAGGCAAGGUACGCUGGUCUGACAUCCCUUGCCAAGAGGAGAGAUCCUUCCAUUCCAAGAGGCCGACCGAUCUUCCCUAAGAGUUCAAAAGGAAAGUCAAAUUCUUUUAUGGCAUCGGCCACAGUUGAAUCUUCAGAACACCCAGCCCAACACAGAAAAUAAAGCACAGUAUUCAGGUCUGACUUUCCCAGGAGCUGACUUGGCUUGGACUGUUUCCAUGAGCCAAAAUAAAAAGCCUGCGAGGAGCAGUGAAUAAUACUCACACGCUAAUAUCAGACAUAUGGCCAACUAAGUACUGCGGGAAUGAGAAAACUUUCUGUAAUGAUAGAGACUCAUAUAACUGUAGGUUUGUCCAGUUCUUCACACACACAAAGCUCUAAUCCUUUUAGGGUGAAUUGUUGGAGAAUAUUGGAGAAUUUAACUUUUUAAAGUUCCUUCAAUGUUAAUCUGUUGCAGUAACGGCAACUGCUGUUUGUAUGAGAAUAUUUACUCUUGGCUUAUGAUUACUCACAAGGAACUGAAAUAUUUUGAAUAGUAGUAUCAAGUAGGAUUAUAUGUUUCACUAACCUUCCCUUCAGGUCAAUAAUGUAUAAGAACACAUUUGUAUGUUCUACAUACUGUAAAUGAUAAGGAUAUUAGAAGUCACUGAGGGGUUGUUCUGUGACCAUAUAAAGGCACAAGGCUGCAG
Messenger RNA from Xenopus laevis (African clawed frog), 1717 nucleotides. RefSeq names its product carcinoembryonic antigen-related cell adhesion molecule 1-like. The coding region runs from base 80 to 1051 and encodes 323 amino acids. Lineage: Eukaryota; Metazoa; Chordata; Amphibia; Anura; Pipidae. The transcript is spliced from 8 exons. The record is from RefSeq and is a predicted model, not a curated record.